CUGGUCGCUGCAUUUCCUCUACACCUUCCAGUGUUCAUUACCCAGCAGCCUUUGCUAUCGGUUGAAAGAUACCGCGCAGCGCAACCAUCUACACAACACCUUGAGCGAGUGUUAAGAUCAGCGGAAUUGUUGUUCACCGCUAGCGACGAUGAUGAAAUGGUUCAUGUCUGGUUGCCCCUUGGGAGACGUAUAGAUACGCGCGAUUAUCCAGUGCUUCCAUCGCAUCCAGCAUCAGCGCGCAUAAUCAACGUACUGGGCUUCUCGACCCGAACCUCAGCCAGACGUAAGCAGCAGCAAACCACAUGCAUCAUCAAAGCUGUAAAGGACAGGUCGCAGCACCAAGGGCAGAGAGAAUUGGAUGCGGUGUUCCAGGAUGGUGAUGGCGGAGUAAGGUUGGACGAAGCGGGUUCCCCUUUGUGUCUGAUAGGAAGAGAGGUCGAAAGUUACGAAUGCUUC
Molecule: messenger RNA, 456 nt
Organism: Aureobasidium vineae
Lineage: Eukaryota; Fungi; Ascomycota; Dothideomycetes; Dothideales; Saccotheciaceae
Source: the annotation of a GenBank genome assembly